Messenger RNA from Klebsormidium nitens, 1821 nucleotides. NCBI's taxonomy places the organism in Eukaryota, Viridiplantae, Streptophyta, Klebsormidiophyceae, Klebsormidiales, Klebsormidiaceae. The record is from the annotation of a GenBank genome assembly.
CCGGUAUUCCAGAGUGCGUCAACAUUGAACUGAACUGUGAACAUCAACGUCAAUUGGUCUUCGAUCUUCUCUUUCCCUUCUGUCACUGAGGCUUUGGCCUUGGGUAAAUACUGUGGGUCCAUAUGUAGAGCUAUUAUCAAGGGCGCAAUGGAGUCGCAAGGGGACCUCUUUGACCGCUUGAGUGAAGAGCUGACAGUGAGCAUCUUCCAGAGACUGCUUUGGAGCCCAUCAUCCUAUGAGCCGAAGAAGGCCCACCAGAGGCUGCAGCUAGAGGCAGUGAGCAAGACGUUCAGAGCUCUGGUCUCUAAGACUGGAUGCCUGGAGUGGAAGAUAGGCUGCAUUGAAGAUGAGCGGAACUUCUUGCGCUACAUGUCUGGGGAUGUGAGCAGACGCUCGUUGACCAAGGUGGCUCUGUACUUGGACCGCCCGGUUGAUCUGACUGCCAUCCUUCAAUCCUUCAUCCCUCUCAGCCUAGACACUCUUGAAGAGAUUCAGCUGAUAUUUUGGGGGCUUGACGACGAGGACGAGCCCAUUGACUGCGAGUCAAUCUUCCACUCACUCCAAGAGUGCAAGCGGCUGGUGGCAUUUCGCAUCUUUCUGUGGGACUGUGAGCGUGAGGGUCCGGACUGCCUAAAGUUCUCAAUGCUACCCAAGCCCUUCGCAGCUCUCCAAACCCUGGUUGUGCCCGAACUCGCGGUGUCUGUGGAAACACUGAGCUCAAUCCUGCCGAGCUUCCCCGUUCUAGAGACACUCGAGCUUCACAGUGUACACGGCAAACAAGGUGAACUCCGCUCCAGCUCACUGAAAGAAGUCUUCUUAUGGCACGGCAGACAUUUGAAAGUGCCAUUGAAGGGCCCGAGAAGGGUUGGGGUGCCAAGGGACCUGGAAAAGGUGGUCGGUCUUUUGUACAGUGGGGAUGACGUAAAGGAGUUGACGGGAUCAUAUAUCCUGUUGAACUUGUUGGGUUCGUUGGCUGCUAAGGAGGACCCUCGGGCGCAGAUCCAGCAAGCUGUACUUCGGUUUCCUGGGUGCCUGCAGAAGGUGGUUACUUUCCUCAGCCGUCAGGAUGUGGCAUUUCGGAACAGAGCGUUGUGGAUACUCGAGCGCCUGGCACUGGUCAAUGGGCAUGAGGUCCCUAUAGCCACUGCUCCGGGGUGCAUACAGGGGCUGGCCCAUGCAUUGGCUGAUAGAGAGUUGGAGUCACUGAGUUCAGUCCCCUCCAUCAUAUCCUGUCUAGCAGAUGACAUCCAAGCCCGCACGCUGCUCCUCAAUGCCCCCGAAAUUCUCCAGGGCCUGGUCAGUCUCCUGGAUGAUGUGGACCCCGAAGUGCAACUAGCUGUGGGAGAUGCACUUGCAAAACUGACUUCUCAAUCUGAGGGCGCCGAGGCUCUCUCCUCGACGCCCCAGUCCCUAGAGAAGCUUGUGGGUUUGCUGGACAGCGGGAAUGCAAAGUUGCAAGGACAGGGGGCACACUGCCUGUGCUCUUUGGCAUACGCAAUGUCUGAGGACAAAGUAGAGAAUAUGCUGAGGGUGCCUGGUUGUGUAGAGAAGUUGGUGGGCCUUCUUUGGAGCGAGAGCCUUGAGACCCGGGAAAGAUCAGCACUGGCACUUGCGCGGUUGGCGGAGUGUGCUCUGUUUAGAGAGAUGAUGCCAGCGGUGCCCCAAUUAUUACAGAGGCUUCUUGACUUUCUGGAACCAAACGAGGGUGCAUCUUCACAACUUCUGCGGGAGGCAAGUGUUAGGAUUUUAGGGAACGUGGACUUAGAUGCCAAACAGAUGAAGCUGUACACCGGACGUCGAGCUCUUGUUAAUGCAAAUUAA